This is a messenger RNA of Cladocopium goreaui, 369 nucleotides long. The record is from the annotation of a GenBank genome assembly. NCBI's taxonomy places the organism in Eukaryota, Dinophyceae, Suessiales, Symbiodiniaceae.
GAUGGAGCGGCAGUAGCUGCAUACAGUGGCGCGAUCAGCGUUUGCAAGCGCCUUGCCCAGUGGCAGCAAGGCUUGCAGUUGCUCCACACCUUAGGUCCAGUUGGUCAGGCGGACUUGGUGGAUGCGUCCAACCUGAUGAGCUUCCCCUGGAGGUGGUCCUUGCUGCUGCAUGGGCCCAGGUCCGUUGCCGUUGCCAGCGCUGCUGUGCUGUCGGGCUGCUGUCGAGCUGGCAGCCUUGGGGCUCGGCUCCAGGCUUUGCAAGUGCUGAUCAACUUGCAAGUCGCUACUGAAAGAUGUGUACAGGAACACUUGUGCAAGCAGACUGCUGUGCUGCGCCUGGAAAGUGACACGUUGGCAUCUUGUGGGUAG